This is a messenger RNA of Gastrolobium bilobum, 1097 nucleotides long. RefSeq names its product protein transport protein SFT2-like. The transcript is spliced from 4 exons. The record is from RefSeq and is a predicted model, not a curated record. Gene Ontology annotation, cellular component: membrane. Lineage: Eukaryota; Viridiplantae; Streptophyta; Magnoliopsida; Fabales; Fabaceae. The coding region runs from base 125 to 811 and encodes 228 amino acids. Gene Ontology annotation, biological process: vesicle-mediated transport.
UUUCCCUCAUCUUUCAAUUCACAUUCUUCGACUCCUCCUCCUUAACAAAAAAAGAAGAAGAAGAAAAGGGAAUGGUAGAAAUAGUAUACAGUAUAUAGUAUAGAUUGUUGAUUGUAUUCGAAGAAUGGAGGGGUGGUUCUCAAGCUCACGCAGUGACGAUGAUGAGCAGAAAUCAGCAGCACCUUCAUCCUCAUCUUUGCUUGCUGAUUGGAACUCGUACGCUUCAUCGCAGGACAACUCCAAUUCCAACUCCAAUUUGGGGAUCCCAUUCGAUCUCGAAUCUGCUGUUAGGUCUGCUAACGACACUGUCACUGGAACUUUCAACGUGGUUUCUAAAGGUGUGAGAGAUAUACCUGGCAACUUUCAGUCGGCCACUAGCAGUGUUCCUUCUGGGAAAGCACUAGUGUAUUUUAGCUUGCUUCUGGCAAGUGGAGUCUUCUUCGUUUUCAUUGCAUUUACCUUGUUCCUGCCUGUGAUGGUGGUUAUGCCUCAAAAGUUUGCAAUAUGCUUUACACUUGGGUGUGGAUUUAUUAUUGGAUCAUUCUUUAUUCUCAAGGGUCCAAAGAAUCAGCUUGCUCACAUGUUUUCAAAGGAGAGGCUCCCUUUCACACUGGGUUUUAUAUGUAGUAUGUUUGGUACCAUAUAUGUAUCAAUGGUGCGUCACAGCUACAUUCUCUCUGUUGUAUUCUCUGUCGUACAGGUUCUCUCACUUGGAUACUAUUGUAUAUCAUAUUUUCCUGGUGGAUCUGCUGGAAUGAGAUUUUUGACUUCUUCCCUCACGUCAAAAAUAAUGAAAUGUUUUGGGAGGUGAUUUGUUUUUUUGGUUAAUGGGAGGUGAGGCUAGACCCGUACUUUGUCUAUAUGUCAGCUGAAGCUUUGAACUGACCCAGGAAUAUUGCUGAGAUGAAGCAUCAAGUAACACCUCCUAAGUUUUCAAUGUUUGUUGCCACCUCUGAAUGAGAAAAUUGAUUUUUCCUAUUUGUCUCAAGUUUCUAAUUGCAUAUUAACAUUAUCUGAUUGAUGAACUACGGACGUCUGUUGCUUUCAUCCUGUUCCCUCCCUUCUCCAGAAUGGAAUAUAAAAUAGUUUUUCUUGAA